AUGGCUUCCUCAUAUUACCCAAUUACAACAGAAAAUUAUUUUGAUAAUACAAAAUCCCAAUCGAUUACUUCAUAUCCAGUCACAAAUACAACUAAUAAUAAAUAUCAUGAUGAUAGUGAUGAUGACUUAGAUGCACUACGAAAAGCUGCACUUAAAACAUUAAAUUCUAAUAAACGCAAAAAUACACACGAUAGUUCACCAAUUCAUCGAAAUUCUCGUUCAUCGUCACGAUCGUAUUCAUCAUCUCGGUCUAGUUAUAGCCGCUCAUCCAUCAGUAGAUCAUAUUCAUCAUCAUCAUUAUCUUCAAUUAGUUCAAAUUCAUUAAAUAAACAUGAUAAAGAUUAUCGUUUUGAAACAAAAGAAAAUGCAACUAAUGGUGAUAUUGAUGAACGUUUUCCACAAGAUAUUCUCAAUGAUGAUGAUGCAUUGAUUGUUAAUUGUCCGAUUCAAGAUGAUGAUUUACUAACACAAAAUGAACACCAACCAAUAGUAAAUCAUUUGAAACAAGAAAAAUCAAAGACGAUUUCUGAUUAUAAUCAUAAUAAAUUACCUUCAAAAAAACGAAAAGAUGAACAUAAAAAGUCUCCACCUACUGAACGUCCUGUUUCAAUAACAGUUAAAUUAAAUUCAGAUGAUUUCGAUCUUAGACAAUUAAUAAAAAAACGUCGUACUACCGAGUCCGUACCAAACAAUCAACGUAUUGUUCAAAUUCUACCAAAAGAUGGCCAUUUACACGUACAUAAAACCAUACAUGAUCGUUCUGAAUCACGACGAUCAGAUAAACAAAACUAUCAUAAACAUUGA
Rotaria socialis is the source of this 804-nucleotide messenger RNA. NCBI's taxonomy places the organism in Eukaryota, Metazoa, Rotifera, Eurotatoria, Philodinida, Philodinidae. The record is from the annotation of a GenBank genome assembly.